AUGCUGAAGGCUUCCAACCUCUCUCGCUGGCAGUUCAUCCAGGAAUUCUCCAUUCCUCCUCUGGUGGCAGUGCCCAGACUCCCUAGCGCCCUGCUUCCAAUUUUUGGCCUGCUCUACGUGCUCAUCUUUGGGCUUGCAGUGGUGGGAAACGGGGCGGUGCUGGUUCUCUUAUGUCGCAGGAAGGCUCUGCAGUCUCCCAGCACCUUCUUCAUUUGCUCUCUGGCACUCAGUGACCUCCUGAUAUCCAUAGUGUGUGUUCCUGCCACACUGCUGCAGCACUUCUUCACCAACUGGUUGGCAGGAGAUUUUCUGUGCAAGUUAAUACCAUUCCUACAAGUGACGGCCAUCGGGACCAGCAUGCUCACCAUGACGUGUAUUGCUGUAGAGCGUUUCCAAGGAAUCCUUUAUCCCCUGCAUGUCCGCAACAGCUACUUUCUUUGUCAUGCCUUCAAGAUGCUGGUGGCUGUGUGGUUGGUUGCCCUCGCAAUCGCGGCUCCCAUGUGGUUUGUUCAGAAAGUGGAGGUGAAAUAUGACUUCCUGUUUGAUGUCCACCAUACCAGUUGUUUGGAAGUAUGGCCAAGCCAGAGGCAGAGGAGAGCCUACACUACCUGUCUGUCCGUCCUGGUGUUUCUGGCCCCCUUGGUGACCAUGGCCAUCCUGUACUGGAAGAUCAUGCGGGAGCUCUGGGGCAAGCACAAAGUACAUGACAUCAUGUUUCAAACGCUCCCGGGAUCUGAAAUCAACAAGAUUGCAAGUUGUUUGGAAGUAUGGCCAAGCCAGAGGCAGAGGAGAGCCUACACUACCUGUCUGUCCGUCCUGGUGUUUCUGGCCCCCUUGGUGACCAUGGCCAUCCUGUACUGGAAGAUCAUGCGGGAGCUCUGGGGCAAGCACAAAGUACAUGACAUCAUGUUUCAAACGCUCCCGGGAUCUGAAAUCAACAAGAUUGCAAGCCAGAUGCUGUCCUUCCUGUGA
This is a messenger RNA of Sinocyclocheilus rhinocerous, 972 nucleotides long. Its product is annotated as pyroglutamylated RFamide peptide receptor-like. Gene Ontology annotation, cellular component: plasma membrane. Lineage: Eukaryota; Metazoa; Chordata; Actinopteri; Cypriniformes; Cyprinidae. The record is from RefSeq and is a predicted model, not a curated record. The coding region runs from base 1 to 972 and encodes 323 amino acids. The transcript is spliced from 6 exons. Gene Ontology annotation, molecular function: G protein-coupled peptide receptor activity. Gene Ontology annotation, biological process: G protein-coupled receptor signaling pathway.